Messenger RNA from Alternaria atra, 498 nucleotides. RefSeq lists its product as uncharacterized. Bases 1 to 498 code for a protein of 165 amino acids. The record is from RefSeq and is a predicted model, not a curated record. Lineage: Eukaryota; Fungi; Ascomycota; Dothideomycetes; Pleosporales; Pleosporaceae. The transcript has a single exon.
AUGCUAUUUGCCAACACCAAGACAUGGAUGUCGAUCCUCCUUGCUUGUAGCUCAAUCUACUCGGCUCAAUGCGCUCCCACUUCCAACACCGUCAACGCGGUCGCAGUUCGGGAUAUUCAAUCUUUGCCAGCUGUUGUUCCAGCCCUCUCUGUUCGCGACGUACCGGGGGUUUCUCGCGUAAUCACUGAGCGCGAUGCAGCCACUGACGUCAAUCUGGCCAAACGCUACCUCAUCGGCUCUCCCCACCAGAAGCGGACGAUCGAACUUGUACUGAAGCAGGCCGUGCACGGUCUUGCUGCGGGAACAACUUGGCUUUGGGAGAUCAGCUACGGUUACACCAGCACCAACGGAGGCAGUUCUGGGCAUCUGACGGGAAACCUAGUUAAAGGCGAUGGCUCGUUUUCUUGGGGCACAUUCAGGAUCGACCACAGUUUUGUCAGCAGCGUCGACGCUAUUGUGACAGCAACAUUCAAUGCAGUCGUCGCAACGACAAACUAG